Mercenaria mercenaria is the source of this 675-nucleotide messenger RNA. RefSeq lists its product as uncharacterized. Gene Ontology annotation, molecular function: protein binding. The record is from RefSeq and is a predicted model, not a curated record. NCBI's taxonomy places the organism in Eukaryota, Metazoa, Mollusca, Bivalvia, Venerida, Veneridae. The transcript has 2 exons. The coding region runs from base 1 to 675 and encodes 224 amino acids.
AUGAUAAGACUUGAAAUCUCGGUGGAAGCUAUGAAAAGGGAAAUUGAAGAGUCUCGGAACCAAGUAACGACAACUCUUGGUAAUCUACAGACAGAAAGAAGCACAUGGAAGGAAACACUACUGACCAUGAAAGACGCAAGCAUUACAGCAUCAGACAAUGCCAUUCAAGAGACCAAAACACAAGUUCAAGAGGAACUAAACGUACUAGCGGCUGAGAAAGAAAGAUGGAAUAAAGAACUAAAGGAAAACGUGAAAAUGCCAGAGGUCGUUUUAUUCUCUGCUAGACGCCCCAAACAUAACACACCAACAAACGGACAAACAAUGAUUUUCACAGAGAUUAUUUUAAAUAAAGGCGGCGCUUACAACAAAGAAGAUGGUGUAUUUACCGCUCCUUAUACUGGCGUUUAUACCUUUACUGUACAAUUUUGUGUGCAUGGUGGAAGGUAUAUGGAUUUUUCCUUCGUGGCCAAUGACAAGCCGUUUAAGAUAUCACGUAUAAAUAGGGGCGGUAUUAGUUCUUGUUCCUGCCAAAGCUUUGAUGCCAUGACCAUUGUAAAUAAGAAUGAGAAUGUGAAAAUCAAGAUUAUAUCUAGGUCUAGUUCGGGAACCACACUAGAAGAGAGCGAUAAUCAUUACUGGAACACAUUUUCUGGUCGUUUUAUUCAGGCGAUUUAG